Messenger RNA from Nicotiana tabacum (common tobacco), 702 nucleotides. Lineage: Eukaryota; Viridiplantae; Streptophyta; Magnoliopsida; Solanales; Solanaceae. The record is from RefSeq and is a predicted model, not a curated record.
AUGUGCUUGCCUAAAUCUGCUGGAGGGUAUAAUCUGCUGAAUAUCAGAGUUUGGAAUAGAGUUACUAUCACUAAUGCAGACUGGGAUCUAGCACAGAAGAAAGACAAAAUGUGGAUAAAAUGGAUCCACACGUAUUACAUAAAAGGGCAAAGCAUAUUGGAGAUGAAUCUACCCCAACAGGCAAGUUGGAUGGUGAGAAAGAUUAUCGAGGCAAAAGAGAUGAUUCAACAAAAGCCAACAGUACAAUACAGGCAUAGCAGUACCAAGCAAAUAUACUUAGGCAUUCUGGGAAGCUAUAGCAAGGUGGCAUGGAGAAACUUAAUGUUCCGUAAUGAAGCUAGGCCCAAGGCAAUAUCCACCAUGUGGAUGCAAUGUCAUGGGAGACUGCUGACAACAGAUAGUUUUACUAAAACAGUAUGGGAAAGGCUUAUGCAAUGGAUACGAAUUCAUGUUACUCCAAUGAAAUCCUAUGAACAGAUGAUGGCAUGGGUGAUAACACAAGCUAAGGGGAAAUCGUGUAAAGCCAAAAUAAUGAAAAUGGUAUAUGGAGAACACAUCUAUGGGAUAUGGAGGGAGAGGAACAGUAGAAUAUUUGAAGAGGCAACGAGGACUGCAGAUCAAAUAGCAAGAGAAGUGGCAUGUGUUUGCAAUAUUAGAGCUCAAGGAGGAAUGCGGGCACAAAUGCAGCAGCUUAUAUUUUGA